Messenger RNA from Aspergillus wentii DTO 134E9, 1036 nucleotides. RefSeq lists its product as uncharacterized. Lineage: Eukaryota; Fungi; Ascomycota; Eurotiomycetes; Eurotiales; Aspergillaceae. The transcript is spliced from 3 exons. The record is from RefSeq and is a predicted model, not a curated record. Bases 246 to 812 code for a protein of 188 amino acids.
CAUUGGUAAUUAAACUUAGCAGGGCCACGAUUUGCAGAUUUUUUUAUAAUGUAGAGUUAAGGGUGCUAUGACGGAGAAAUCGCCAACAUGGUUGUGAUUGUGACAGAGUUGCAGCAAUUCAUCCCCGACAAUAUGAUGCAUCACAGAUCAACGAAUACUCAUGACGGAGUAUUGAUCCAUCAAUUUCCCUCAUUUGAAUCAGAGAUGCGACCGGUUUGCAAUAAGGGAAUCUAUUCUUUAAAGCAAUGGCUCCUCCUUCCUCUCUUUCCUCUUCUUCAUUCUUUCCAAUCUCAAUUUCCAGAUCUACUAGAUUUUGCAUCAUGGAAGUUGCCCAGCAGAAGAACGAAUGCCACCUGUGCAACCGCAAACGCGACUCUUUCUGGAGAUUGAAAACUGCAACCAGACAGAACUGUAGAGACACGCCACCGCAGUGCUGGCACUGCAAGUCGACAGGUGAAACCCAGGCCCAAGACCCGGGAAAAUCCACCCAACCGGAAGAACAAGAGGAUACGCCCGAAUCACAGGAAGCAACAAUGCCACAGACCAAAAAGCGUAAGCAUCACGAAUUGGCGCAGAUCGAAUUAGGGCCAUCUAUUCUACCCACCCCCAAAUACUUUGAAUUCGGCCAUCAAAACAGGUGGUACAUCAUAGAGGAAGCAUUCGAUCUUGCAGGAAAAUUGUGGCGGACAUCAUCUCCAGCCCAAAACAAUUUGCACAUUAAGCAUCAUGAUAUUAUCGAAUCAGAGGAGCUUGGUAACCUGUUAGUUAUGAUGCGGCUAGGUUGGUUUUUCCCCUUGGGAUAUGGCCAUUAGCUCACUAUCUUCUCAGAGAUGGAUUCAAACAAUCCCAAGGACUCCCUUGGCAGGAUCACAUUUCUGCUGAGACCUUGGAGACAAUGAUCAUCAGUUUGAUCGAAGAUGGCACGAGCGAGCAGAUUCGCCUGCAUCACCGCGUCUGUAUCUUUACCAAGGCUUUCUUUUUCAGCCUCCGAUGGCCCGGCAGAUUCAAGAGCACAGCAGUGCAAGGGCAGUUUAAA